This is a messenger RNA of Botrytis deweyae, 1317 nucleotides long. RefSeq lists its product as uncharacterized. Gene Ontology annotation, biological process: transmembrane transport. The record is from RefSeq and is a predicted model, not a curated record. Gene Ontology annotation, cellular component: fungal-type vacuole membrane. Gene Ontology annotation, molecular function: transmembrane transporter activity. NCBI's taxonomy places the organism in Eukaryota, Fungi, Ascomycota, Leotiomycetes, Helotiales, Sclerotiniaceae. The coding region runs from base 1 to 1317 and encodes 438 amino acids. The transcript has 3 exons.
AUGGCUACUAGCAGCGACGAGGAGAAGAAUAAACGAACAGAUGCAGUUUCCCCAGACUCUUCCCCGGAUGCGAAGGCCCCACUUCACGAGUCCACUCCACGGUCUCCACCCACGCCGCCAAAUGGCGGACUAGGCGCUUGGCUGUGUGUACUUGGUGCAUUUUUUAUAUUCACGAAUACUUGGGGAAUCACAGCAAGCUUUGGAGCUUUUCAGUCUUAUUAUAUCACCACUCUGCCUGAGUCUGCAUCAUCGAUAUCAUGGAUUGGCAGUAUACAAUCGUUUCUGGUGGUCUUUGUUGGCAUUGUAUCCGGGCCAUUAUUUGAUCGAGGUUAUAUUCGUAUCUUGAUGACCACUGGGUGCUUCAUGAUUGUGUUUGGAACGAUGAUGCUUAGCCUCUCUACGAAGUACUAUCAAAUAAUCCUCUCCCAGGGAAUUGUCAUUGGCCUAGGCGCCGGUCUAGUUUAUAUUCCUGCACUCGCCAUCAUCUCGACUCAAUUCACCACAAAACGACCAUUUGCGAUCGGAUGUGCCUCCUCAGGAUCAAGCAUAGGUGGAAUAAUCUUCCCAAUUAUGUUUCGGAGAUUAGAACCAAAGGUUGGAUUUGGUUGGGCUGUCCGUGCCAUCGGCUUCAUCAGUCUCGGCACACUUGCUGUCUCCCUCGCCAUACUAAGCCGGCACAAAAGGCCAAAGUCUGCGACUAAAAAAGCUCUUUUCGAUUUUAAAGCUUUCACUGAACUUCCAUUCCUAGGCUUCGCCGUUUCUCUUCUUCUCAUCUUUGUAGCAUUCUACAUUCCCCUCUUCUAUAUCCCUUCCUACGCCAUUUACAGCCUCAAGAUUGACGAAAAUCUCUCCUUUUACCUCUUAGCCAUCACCAACGCCGGUUCAUUCUUUGGUCGAACGGUUCCGUUCCUGAUUGCCAACCGCGUCGGUUCCAUCCAAAUAUUUGUUUUUUGGACUGUUGCCGCUGUCAUCGUAAUGUUCUCUUGGCUGGGCAUACACAAUGAAGCGGGCUUUAUAGUGUUUUGUAUUAUCUGGGGAUUCAUAUCUGGCGUCCUCGUGACAGCACCCGCCGCAGCGGUGGCACACCCAACAUUAUCACCCUCAAUGAGUGUCAUAGGAACUCGAUUAGGUAUGAGUUGGAUCACAGCGGCAAUUGGAAUUCUCAUCGGGCCACCUAUUGCUGGAGCUUUGGUGGAUCUCGAUACGGACUAUUUUGUCAAGGCUAUUGUCUUUGCCGGGGUAGUGAUGGCUGCUGGAGCAGUAUGUCUCAUGCCUCCCCUUCUCGCUGCCAUGAAAUACAAACCAGUGGAGAAUUGA